AUGGUUAACGACGAAACGGGGCUGGCAGAGUCACAGGAGCUGCGGUCGCUGUCGGGGAAAGACAACCAGAAGGCCACGUCGCUUGUGAUCGAGCCGCCGAGGCCCGGACACGCUUUUGGACAAGUUGUGCGCGCUGAGUGCAGUGGUGGUCAGAUGCCUGGAAGUUGGGGAGCCAUGCAAGUCGGAGGCGGGGCCGUGGUUGAACCCGCGGGAGACAGCCUCGAUCAUCUGUACCAUGCAUGGAAAAGCGAUGGAGCUAUGGAGACACCCUUCACAUACGAGACCACAGGAGACCAGGGUGGGGCUCAGUUGUCGACAAUACCCUCAAGCGGCGGGGUUGUGAUGAAGGCUCCAGCAACCAGCGGCUGUGGUGUUAUGCUGUUGAACAAUGGGCGCCUGAACACUGUCACAUCUGCGAACCUCCAGGUAACACACAGUGGUGGUGUUGUGUCCCCCCACGCCGCGAGUGUUGACUCAGACAAAAGUUCAAGCUUGGCUGACGUGGAGAUGCUGCUUCCCCAGACACCUCUGCAAAAGCCUGAGAGGAAGAGGGGCCCUGAGAUCCCCAUCGAAACAGUGGAGCAAAUGGCUGCAAAGGGUAUGUUGGUGAGGCAGUACCAAGGGGCCGCUUCUGGGGUCAUGUUCCAGGCGAAGAGAAUGCAUCCCCUGGACGCAGCGGGCGCUAGCAUGGGUUCUGUUGACCAGUCUACAGCAGGGGGAUAUCUCCCAGCCAGCAGCCUUCAAUUUUCUGCUGCAUUGGUGCCACCCAAUGCUUCUCACAGCAUGCUUCUGGACAACAAGCAAGUGCUUACCCCAGCCAGUGUUGCUUACAAUGCGCUGUAUGGGCAGCAGCUACAUAGUCUUUCUCCCAGAACGAGGAGUGGGUCUCUGGGACCCAUCAAGUUCCCAUCUGCUGGGUCAGUUGGGGAGAUGACGGGCCAACAUGUCCAGUUUGGGAUUGCUCAGAUGCCUGGGAGCAAUACCCAGGCAGUUGCUGCCGCCCAAGCUGCAGUCCACCAGUCUCAGGCUAUGAGCACCAGGUCCAGUGCAUUGGAGGCCGUCAGGUCUGGAAUCCUUGGAAGUGACAACCUUGUGAGAGCCAUCCCAGGAAGGCUGGCACCCAUUGGGAGGAGCAUGCAGCAGCAGCAGGUGUUUUCUGGGCUGGACAGCACUGGCCUCCCCAGUUUCAGCGAUGGCUAUGGCCUAGAAGACAGUCAGGAUCACACCACACCGAAGAGGCGGGUCCAACGCAAGAGGGAGAACCUGCCAAAGGAGUCAACUGCGCUGUUGAAGCAAUGGCUGCUGUCUCACAUGCUCCUUCCCUACCCAGGCAACGAAGAAAAGCUGGCACUGUGCCGUGCCACCAACCUGGACAUGGCACAAAUCAACAAUUGGUUCAUCAAUGCUCGUGUCCGGAUCUGGAAGCCUCUGGUGCAGAAGGUGUUUGACAAGUAUGAGCCUGUACUGAAGAAGCAGGCAGAGGAGGAGAAAGACGAGCAGCAACUGAAGCGUAUUCAUGAUGCGCGCAAGUCAUCUACACUGAACAUGAUCACUUUGCUGUCUGGGCUUCCAGAGGCCAGGAAAGAACUGGAUGAAAUAGCAUCCAAGUCGAAGGCCCUCAGCAAGGACGGUUAA
Molecule: messenger RNA, 1635 nt
Organism: Ostreobium quekettii
Lineage: Eukaryota; Viridiplantae; Chlorophyta; Ulvophyceae; Bryopsidales; Ostreobiaceae
Source: the annotation of a GenBank genome assembly